AAGGGCAGGAAGCUGGCAGCCUCCCAGCUCCAGGGAAGCGGGGCAGCCUCUGCCUGCGCCCUGCGCUCGGCAGGGACGUGGCUGCGGUGCCAGGGUGCUGACCGGGCUCCCCAAAGCCACCUCGACCGGGUGUAAGGCUCCCCGUUAGCCAGGACCGCACAGGAACGCGGGCUUUGCAGCCUCCUGCCUCUCCCCAGGGCUGUUGGAGGCUGUCAGCUGCUUCCCGCAGCCCGGCAUGGAGGAGCCCUGCGGGCAGCAGCCCCUGGGCGGUGAUGCUGGCACAGCCCCCGAGGAUGAGGGUGGCACGAGCGGGAACCCCUACGCGGGGCUGGUGAGCCGCCUGCGGGCAGCCUGGCUCUCGGGGAGGACGCGGCCCUUGGAGUACCGCUUGGCCCAGCUGGAGGCCCUGGGCCGCUUCCUGGAGGAGCAGAAGAAGGACAUCCUGGAGGCCCUCGCCUUGGACAUGUGCAAGCCGCCCUUUGAAGCCGAGUUCUCCGAGGUCCUCCUGUGCAAGAACGAGCUCAAUGAGAGCCUGAACAACCUGUCCCGCUGGAUGAAGGACGAGCAGGUGGACAAGAACCUGGCGACACAGCUGGACGUGGCCUUCAUCCGCAGGGACCCCUAUGGGGUGGUGCUCGUCAUCGCGCCCUGCAACUACCCCAUCUACCUCCUCCUGGUGCCCCUCAUUGGAGCCAUCGCCGCCGGUAACUGUGUCAUCGUCAAACCCUCGGAGAUCACCAAGAACAGCGAGAGACUCGCAGUGGAAGCACUGCCCAGGUACCUGGACAAAGACUGCUUUGCCGUGGUGACUGCGGGCGUGCAGGAGACCACCACGCUGCUGGAGAACAAGUUCGACUACAUCUUCUUCACUGGCAGCCCCUCCGUAGGCAGGAUCGUGAUGACAGCUGCUGCCAAGCACCUGACACCGGUGACGCUGGAGCUGGGGGGCAAGAACCCCUGCUACGUGUCUGACAACUGCGACGUGAAGAGCGUGGCCCGGCGGGUGGCCUGGGGACGCUUCUUCAAUGCGGGGCAGACCUGCAUCGCGCCCGACUACAUCCUGUGCAGCGUGGAGAUGCAGAACAAGCUGGUGCCAGCCCUGCGCGAGGCCAUCACCAUGUUCUAUGGCCCCAACCCUCAGAAGUCUGCUGACUUUGCCCGCAUCGUGGGGGACAAGCAGUUCCGCCGCGUGCAGGCGCUGCUGUGCAGCGGGCGCGUGGCCAUCGGGGGACAGACGGACGAGAAGGAGCGCUACAUCGCCCCAACGGUGCUGGUGGACGUGCAGCCCUCUGAUCCUGCCAUGCAGGAGGAGAUCUUUGGGCCCAUCCUGUUCAUCAUCACUGUGGCCAACGUGGAGGAAGCCAUUGACUUCAUCAACAGCCGUGAGCGGCCGCUGGUUGUGUAUGUCUUCUCCUCCGAUGACAAGGUGGUGAACCAGGUGCUGGAGAAGACAAGCAGCGGUGGCUUCUGCGGCAACGACACCCUGAUGCACGUGACACUGACCUCGCUGCCCUUCGGUGGCAUUGGAUCCAGCGGCCUGGGGAAUUACCACGGCCGGUUCACCUUCGACACCUUCACCCACCGCCGCGGCUGCCUGCAGCGUGGCACCGGCCUGGAGCCCAUCAACGUCCUGCGCUACCCGCCCUACAGCCCCCACAAGAUGGGGCUGGUCCGUGCCGCCGCCACCGUCAAGCGCCAAGGGGACUGCGCCCUGCUCUGAGGGGCCACCAUGGGGCCACCACGGGGCCACCACGGGGCCACCACGGUGCCGCCAGAAGGUCCACCACAGCCCCACCACAGCCAUGGAGGCCCUCCAGGGCAGGUCAAUGAAUGCUGUCAACUCCUG
Molecule: messenger RNA, 1846 nt
Organism: Cygnus atratus (black swan)
Lineage: Eukaryota; Metazoa; Chordata; Aves; Anseriformes; Anatidae
Product: aldehyde dehydrogenase family 3 member B1-like
Exons: 10
Coding region: 236-1720 (494 amino acids)
Biological process (GO): aldehyde metabolic process
Cellular component (GO): cytoplasm
Molecular function (GO): aldehyde dehydrogenase (NAD+) activity
Source: RefSeq, a predicted model, not a curated record